GUCCCACUCUCAGAUCAGACUGACAGUAACGAGUGGAGGCACACACACUGAGAGACAAGACGACCGAGGAGACAGGAUCUCGCUGAGGAUUUUAGGAGUGUGUGUGUCCUGUUGCUUUGGUUUGUGUGUGUCCUGUUGUGCCUGAGUGUAUUUUGGUGAUGGCACUCCAACUUACAGUCCCGGUGUGUAUGUCCAUGUUACUGUGGUCAUGUGUGUGUGGCUUUAACCUGGAGACCACUGACACCCUGAGCAAAGAGGGGGAACAUGGGAGCUUCUUCGGCUUCUCACUUGCCCUCCAUACGCAGACCACCCCCCAUCGGCAGAGCUGGAUCCUGGUGGGGGCACCGCGAGCUCGCGGUCCAGGUCACCUGCGUCACACUCACACAGGUGCGCUGUAUCGCUGUCCAAUCACAGCUGAGGAGUUUGACUGUGAGCGAGUUGAAAUCGAUGGAGACGUACGUUUGGACAGAGAGAGUAAAGACAAUCAGUGGCUGGGCGUGACGGUGAAGAGUCAGGGCAUCGGAGGAAAAGUUGUGACUUGUGCUCACCUGUACGAGCUCCGACAGCGCGUUAGCCAGCCAUCCGAGACGCGCGACCCGAUCGGCCGAUGCUACGUCCUGAGCGAAGACCUGAGUGAGAGAGAUGACCUGGAUGGAGGAGAGUGGAAGUUCUGUGAAGGUCGUCCUCAAGGUCACGAGCAGUUCGGGUUCUGUCAGCAGGGACUGGCGGCGAGCUUCACCCCCGAUAAUAACUACAUCCUGUUCGGAGCGCCCGGAACCUACAACUGGAAAGGUGAGAUGCACGUUCAGCUGCUGAACCAGACAGUGCUGGACUGGGGUUACUACGACGACGGGCCGUAUGAGGUGGCAGAUGAAAGACAGUUAAAUGCUGCGUUAAUUCCUCUUCCAUAUCACAGCUACUUGGGGUUUUCGGUGGACUCAGCUAAAGGAGUGAUGCAGCACUCAGAGUUGACGUUCAUAGCCGGAGCGCCUCGUGCUAAUCAUACCGGCGCUGUAGUGCUGCUGAGAAAGGACAACGCGUACCGCCUUGUCCCUGAGGUCAUCCUGUGGGGGGAGGAGCUAGCAUCCUCGUUCGGAUACUCCGUCUCUACAAGUGACCUUAACCAGGAUGGGUGGACGGAUUUAAUUGUGGGCGCUCCAAACUUUUUCGACCGUAAGGCAGAAAUCGGCGGGGCGGUGUACGUGUUCCUGAACCCAGCCGGGCACUGGGAUGAGGCGCGACCCAUCCGCCUCAACGGAACCUACGACUCCAUGUUUGGCAUGACGGUGAGCCCUGCGGGAGACCUUGACCAGGAUGGAUAUGCAGACUUUGCAGUCGGCGCACCAUUUGAUGGACAUGGGAAAGUAUAUAUUUUCAGAGGUUCAGCUGAAGGACUCGACACUAAACCGGCUCAGGUUCUGGACGGGUCAAAUGCAGGAGUGUCCCGUUUCGGUUACUCUAUAUCCGGAGGUUUGGAUAUCGAUGGGAAUUUGUACCCGGACCUGGUGGUCGGAUCUCUCACUGACCAGGUGGUUCUGUUCAGGGCACGGCCGGUGAUCCAUGUGGUCAGGGAUAUUUCGGUGGACCCGCAGCACAUAGACCUGACGCAGCACACCUGUACGGGCCGAGCGGGAGUGUGUGUGGAAGUGAAGGCCUGUUACAGCUACACAGCUCAGCCUGAGUCUUACUCACCUUACAUCACUCUCGGGGUUCAUUUCGAGGCAGACACUGAGCGCAGGAAAUCAGGGCUGCAGCACAGAGUUUACUUUCUGGGUCGAAGGUCAUCUGAACCUGAAUACACUCAUUCAGAGGAGCUCGAGCUGAGAGGCCAAAAUCACCCAGCCUGCCAAACCGCCACAUUCGUACUGCAGGAGAACAUCAGAGAUAAACUGCGUCCGGUCUCGCUGGCCAUCACACACACCAUAAAGAAGACGCGACACUAUGGACACGGUGCUGAUCACACACACCAUCGUCUGGGCCACCUCACCCCCGUGCUGAGUCUCACCCCUUCUAACACACUCCACUCUGAGGUGAACUUCAUCAGAGAGGGCUGCGGCGAUGACAACAUCUGCCAGAGUAACCUGAAGCUGAGCUACAGAUUUGGGACACGACCCUCAAUUUCAGAUCUCUUCACUGCUUUACCAAUAGGUGAGGACGGUGUGCCUGUGUUUUCUCUUACUGAUCAGAGAUCAGUGGUUUUGGAAGUGACAGUGACGAACAUGCCCUCUGACCCUGCCUACCCCGAGGAGAAUGGAGACGACGCCCACGCUGCCCAGCUCACAAUCACAUUGCCACACACACUCACCUACUCCGGAGUCAGGGGUCAGGUGGUGUGUGAGGCGAAUCAGAAUGGCUCCCAGGCAGAAUGCGAGCUUGGAAACCCCCUAAAGAGAGAUGCUGUGUUGACGUUCUACAUUAUUUUGAGCACGUCAGGCAUCACCGUGGAAACCAUGUCUUUAUCAGUUGACCUGCAGAUGUCCACGAUCAGUGAACAGCUCCACCUGUCUCCUGUUACGGCACUUGCCCGAGUAGUGAUCGAACUUCCUCUGACUGUCAGCGGUGUGGCUCGUCCUCAUCAGCUGUUCUUUAGUGGAACAGUUCGAGGUGAGAGUGCAAUGGAGACGCUGGAGCAGACGGGGAGUGAAGUGGAGGUCGAGUUCACUGUGUCUAACAGUGGACAAUCUCUGCAAACUUUUGGCUCGGCGUUCCUCAACAUCAUGUGGCCUCACGAACUGGCCAAUGAAAAGUGGCUGCUUUACCCGACCAGUCUACACUCGGACCAUCCACACACACACUGCACACACCGCUCAGCGCUCAACUCACUCAGCCUCAAAGACACACACACACAGCAGCUUCAGGUGAGGAAAACUCGCUCGUACCCCGAGGAGGAAGGACGAGCACAGAGGAAGAGCAACGUGAAUGACAACACACCUGCUGUCUCCGCUAACGAGAGGCGCAAAUCCCUCAAGCUGGACUGUGUGUUAGGUUCGGCCAAAUGUGUGGUGUUUCAGUGCGCGCUGCAGAAGUUCUCCGGUUCUGCCAAGUUCACUAUCAAAGCUCGUCUCUGGAACAGCACAUUCAUAGAGGAGUUCUCAGCAGUCAGUGUGUUGGAGGUGUUGAUCAGAGCGAACAUCUCGGUGAGGUCUAACAUUAAACAUCUGAUGCUGAGAGAUGCUGCUGCACAGGUGUCAGUGAUGGUGUAUCCCGAGCUGAGUGUGUUGGAUCAGUCAUGGGUUCCAUGGUGGAUUAUCCUCAUCGCUAUAUUAGCUGGUGUAAUCGUCCUCGCUCUGAUAGUUUGUAUUCUGUGGAAGUUUGGAUUUUUCCGGAGGUCUCCCUAUAAGGACAGCGUUCCUCAGUAUCAUGCAGUGCGAAUCCGACAACAGGAACGUUCUCAUCUCCACCCCGACCUACAACCUGAAAAAUCCCCCAAACCUGAAAAAAACCCCACACCACACGUCAAACAGUGGAAGACACAGUGGAGUGAUGGCGCACAUUGACAAUCAAACACCCACACAUGCGCACACACAGACAUACACACAAACACACACACUGAGUUUAUUAAGCAUGUUCUAAUAAUCAGUUAAACGAUAUAUUACAUGCAUACACAGCAGCGUUAUAGUAAAGACUUCAGAAUUCCAGAAUUUCCCUGUAUUCCACUAAGUAGGCUGCCUACAAAGGGAAUAUGGUGUAUCUUUAUGGCCCAUAUUUGGAAUAGGGUGUGUCUUUGUUGUCCAUAUUUGGAAUAGGGCUUUUCUUGAUGGACCGUAUUUGGAAUAGAGUGUGUCUUCAGGUCUAUAUGGAAUAGGAUGUAUCUUUAUGGUAUUUUACAGGUCUUAAAUGGCUAGUGAUGUGAGUACAAUCAUGAAAAACACUUUAGCAUGGUUAACGUUUAGGUGGGUAUGUCUUUGUAGUGAUAAAUAAGCCAGAUGGACAAACACUUGACCACAGACAAACCCUCUUCCUUAAUUUGGAUAAAUGUGGAAAAGCACAUAACUGUAAUCCUAUAAUUCUGUUAAAGUCUACAAGGAAGGAUGUCUCGGACACAAAACUGGAAAAUAUCAUAACUGUUGUCAGGUCUAAGGUUCACCUGUGGCUGCUUUUACAUUGAACCCUUAGCAAUAAAUAAUGUUUGUCCAAGAGCAACACACACACACACACACACACACACACAAAUGUACAUACAUACAAAUGUAUAUUUAUGCUGCUGAGUGGCAUCUUCUUUUUAUUAGCUUAAACACUGUUAAUGUCCAUGAGACAUAUGCAAAGUUUACUAACGUGCUGCGAGCUUACACUAAUACACUUGUGAUUCACAUAUUUGCCAGAUAGAGAGCACCUGAAUGGAAACUAUUCUACAGCUCAGGUACCCUGUGUUGGGAAAACGUGAAUAUGUUGAUAAUUUAGGCAUUUGUAAUCGAAGACUUUUUCAGGAAAUUAGUGGAUGCUGUGUAACGAUCCUGAUGUUUUAUCUCUCUGUUAAAUCGAUGUUUAAGUUUUCAGACAUAACCAUUUUUUGUUCCCAAUAUUUUAUGUAUUUCCACACUUACUCAUCACAGUGCAUUUCUAGAAAAAAAGCUGUUAUUUAAUUCUUUGCUGUAUAUAAAUAUAUAUAUAUAUAUAAAAGAAUAAAUGAAGGUUUAGAAACUCUUCUUGAAAGGGCGCUCUUGGUACAUUAUAGAAAAUGUGUGUCUGUUAUUUGUCAUUUCUGAUGCAAGUGCCUUACAGGAACAUUACUGAAACCUAAACAUCAUUCAGAGGAGCUGAGUUUAUUCACAACACUUCCUAUUAAAAUGUUAAACAAACAUCGAGUGUAAGAUACACUCACCUAAAGGAUUAUUAGGAACACCAUACUAAUACGGUGUUUGACCCCCUUUCGCCUUAAGAACUGCCUUAAUUCUACGUGGCAUUGAUUCAACAAGGUGCUGAAAGCGUUCUUUAGAAAUGUUGGCCCAUAUUGAUAGGAUGGCAUCUUGCAGUUGAUGGAGAUUUGUGGGAUGCACAUCCAGGGCACGAAGCUCCCGUUCCACCACAUCCCAAA
Clarias gariepinus (North African catfish) is the source of this 5035-nucleotide messenger RNA. It is a transcript of the gene itga7, whose product is annotated as integrin, alpha 7. Gene Ontology annotation, molecular function: integrin binding. Lineage: Eukaryota; Metazoa; Chordata; Actinopteri; Siluriformes; Clariidae. Gene Ontology annotation, biological process: cell-matrix adhesion; integrin-mediated signaling pathway; leukocyte migration. The coding region runs from base 159 to 3497 and encodes 1112 amino acids. The record is from RefSeq and is a predicted model, not a curated record. Gene Ontology annotation, cellular component: external side of plasma membrane; integrin complex. The transcript has 25 exons.